This is a messenger RNA of Scylla paramamosain (green mud crab), 9100 nucleotides long. Its product is annotated as transcriptional regulator ATRX-like. The transcript has 3 exons. Gene Ontology annotation, biological process: ribosomal small subunit biogenesis. Lineage: Eukaryota; Metazoa; Arthropoda; Malacostraca; Decapoda; Portunidae. Gene Ontology annotation, molecular function: protein binding; RNA binding. Gene Ontology annotation, cellular component: nucleolus. The coding region runs from base 104 to 6223 and encodes 2039 amino acids. The record is from RefSeq and is a predicted model, not a curated record.
GAGGAAUAAAGUGUUUAGGCUCGUGGCGUUGUAAACAAACCCACGUUCCCGCCAGAAGAGGACGUGGCCACCUCUCUUUAUUUCUCCUCCACUCCUCACCACCAUGAAGAUCAACAAGAAGAAACACACGCCGAGGACCCCAGGGGUUUCCAGUGGCUUUAAGUCCAAUAUCAGAGGCAGGAAGCUACUGAGAAAGCAGAAAAGGCUACAAAAAAAGCAGAACCGGGCUGCCUUCACUGGCAAUCUGCGGAGGAAGCCAGUGACAGGCGACAAACAGGCCAGUAAUUCCGGUAAAAUCAGUAAACUCAAGCAGUUACAGGCCGUGGUUGUGGUUGAGAAGUUGAAGUUAAAGAAGGGGGAGAAUGAUAACGAUGAUAAGGUGGAUAGCGAUGUGGAAGAGGAGGAAACGGACGGGUUUUGCCCGUCUGCAGCAUCGAGGAAUGAAAGAAUGGCUAGAUUACAAGAAUUCGUGAACCAAGAAGCAGGAAUUAGCGGUGCACCAAGAAAAACAACAGAAGAACCCAAAACUAACCAGGGAAACGCCAACUUGAUCAAGGACACGAAGAAAUUGAAGGACUUGAGGACAGAGCAGAAGGAAGACACUAAGGAGAUCAACAAACUGGCUCGCCUUCUCCAAAUGAAUAAGACGCAAAAGAAGAAAGUCGCGCCGAUAUUCGCGGACGACUUCGGCAGUUUACUUCAGGACAUCGAGCUUGGGUCAAUGAGUCACUCUGAUGAUUAUAAAGUAGAGGGUGUAGAUGGUGAUGCAGAGUUUGAAAGGGACAUGGCGACCGCACUGGGCAAGGAUGUUAAGAAGAGCAAAGUGAAGGAGGGUGUGAAGAGUGAAAAAAAGGAUGUGAAGGGGAAUAAGAGGAGUAAAGGAGAGGAUUUGAAGCAGAGGAGUAGAGAAGAUAUGGAGGAGGAGGAGGAUAAUGAGAGUGAAGAAGGGGAUAUGGAAGAAGAGAGUGAAAGUGAGGAUAUGAAGAAUAGUGAAGAAGACAUGAUCCAGAAAAAGAGUGAAUUUAUGAAAGAAGAGAAAAUGAAGCAGAAAAAGAAGAAAAUGAUGAUAGGCAAAGAAAAGAAUAUCAAUGAGAAAAACAAAAACAACAAGCAGAAAAAUAAAAAAAAUAAAAUGAUGGAAGAAAUAGAAAAUAAUGACAAUAGACAGAAAAAGAAGACAGAAAGGACACAAGAUGAAGCAAAGAAAAGAAAAACUGGUAAAAUUAAGAAAGGUUGUGAUGGUGGUGGGUCGGCAGACCCUGAAAACCAAUUUACUGCAAGGGACUUCAAUCCUUAUGGUGAAUUUAGUGAUGAUGAUGAAUAUUAUGGUGAUGACAUGUUUGGUGACGAGUUUGGUGAUGAAAGUGAGAUGGAAUAUGACACAGGAGGAAAAAAACAAGUUAGAUUUUCUGGCUUGCCACUGAGAAAAGAUGAUAGUGAAGAUGGUGAUGAGGAAGGGGAGUUCAGCGAUGAUGGCGAGGAGGAAGAGGAAGACGCCAAAUUUAGUGAUGAUGGUGAAAGUGAAGAGGAUGUGAAGAAUAUGAGUCGGUUUAGUGAUGAAGAUGAGGAAAGAACUGGAGAUGAACUAGAGCCAGAAGAGGAAGAAGAAGAAGAAGAAGAAGAAGAUAGUGAUUUCAUAGACUCACAGGCAGAAGAGGACAGUGAGGCAGACGACGAGACUGAUGACGAUAGAGAACUGAUCCACGACCCUAGAGAUGAGCCGGAUUACGCGUUUGAGGGCGGAUCAGGCUACUACAGCAAGCCGGAUAUUCUUAAAAAUGGAAUGGAAAAUGAUAUAGAUAGGUACUCCAGCAACAGUGAAGAUGAUGUGAAUCUGGAAGGGUUUGUGGUGGAAGACGGCGAGGUGGAGUAUGACGAUCUGGUUGAUGAACUGCCAAGCGAUCUGAGUGAUUCUCCGUCCCCUAUAAAGAAGAGGAAGAAGAGAAGAAUUGUUGUGCAGAGUGAUGAUGAUGGCGAUGGUGAUGGCAGGGAGACACUUGGUGGUGAUAGUGAGGAAGAAAGUGAUGAUGUUACUGAUUUCUUCUAUUACGGUCGGAGUAAGAAUAGAAGUAAAGAAAUAAACGAAAGUGGGUCGAAAAAUAAAGAAGGGGAUGUGGAGGUGAAAGGCAAAGCAAAGAUCAAGAUAACAAGGGAGAAAAUGGAAGAUCUGCCUGAUUCCGACUCUGAUUCUCUCCAAAGCAACACAGAGAAGGUGAUGGAAGAUGAAGAUGCAGACACUUCUUCUUCCACGUUUGAUGGACUGAAUGUUCCUAAGAAGAAGAAGAAGAAGGUGAUUGAGGAUGAGGAUAAUGAGGAAACUGAAGACAGUGAUGUGAUUCCUCAGAUAAAGACCAAAAAGAAGAUAGAGGAUGAUGAUGAAGAUGAAGGGAUAUCAAAAUUGAAGGCUAAAAAGACUAUAGAAGAUGAAGAUGAGGAAGAUGAAGAUGGAGAAGAGAUUGAAUUGAAGGCGAAAAAGAAGAUGGAAGAUAAGGAUAAAGAAGAAGAUGAAGUGGAGAGUGAAGAUGCCACACAAACUAAGACUAAGAAGAAGAAGAAGAAAAAGAAGAUAGAUAGUGAAGACGAUAGUGACACAAUGAUAGAAGAUAGUGAAGAACUAAAAGUGAAGGAGGAAGAUGAUGAAAAAAUGACAAAAGAAGAUAGUGAGGAUACUUUGAGCAUAAACACUAAGACUAAGAAGAAGAAGAAGAAAAAGAAGAUAGAUAGUGAAGACGAUAGUGACACAAUGAUAGAAGAUAGUGAAGAACUAAAAGUGAAGGAGGAAGAUGAUGAAAAAAUGACAAAAGAAGAUAGUGAGGAUACUUUGAGCAUAAACACCAAGAAGAAGAAGAAGAAGGCCACAAGUGAAGAUGAUGAAGAUGACACCUCAACAACUGACUUAGAAACACUACAAACAAAAAAGAAGGAAGAUGAUGGCACAGGGGAGAGUGAGGACAUGCCACAGAAAAAGACAAAGAAAAAGAAGAUAGAGAAGAGUGACAGAGACUCAUUAGAUGGCGAAAGUGAUGACGAUGCAGCAGCCACAACAAACGACGAUGUAAGGAGAGUGAAGUGGAAAGGAAAAGAGCUGAGGAUUGAGUUAAUAAGGUUAAACUUAGGUGUGGGUGAUAAAUUAGAUGAUUAUAGUAAAGACAGUCCCACCAUCGACAACUUAGAUGCCCCACGGACCAAGAAGAAGAAGGGAAAAGAUAGUGAAGGCAAGGUAAAGAUAAGUAGCUGUGAUAGUGUGAAGAAAAAGAAGAUAGGUGAAGAUGUAGUGAUGAUAGAUGAUGAUAGGGAUGUGCCACAGAUAAUGAUGGAGAGUGAAGAUGAGGGCAGCUUGACUAUUGAUGGCCUUGAAAUUCCACAAAUGAAGAAGGUGAAGAUGGAGAAGGAAGAUGACGAGGGCAGCUCCACCAUGGACGGCCUGGAAAUUCCCCAAACCAGGACUGCAAAGAAGAAAACAGGCAUGAAAGAUGAUGAUACAGAGGACAUAAUAACGAUAGGGAGUGAGGACAGCAACACACCAAAGACGAGAAGGAAGAAGAAGAAGAAGGGGAAGAAUGAUGACAAAAACAAGACCCAGAUAAAGAAAAUGAAGAUGGAAAAUGAUGAUAGUCAGGAUACAUCAACAAUGGAUAGUUUAGAUGGCACAGGAAUCACAAAAACUGAUGAGAACGAUGCAGAUGUCUCAACGAGUGACAGCGAUAAUGUAACUCACAACAAAUUCAAGAAGAAGAGGAAGAGGAAGGUAUCUAAAGACGAUAUGGAGGAGAACUCGUCCCUUGAUAGUGAAGAUGUCCAGGAAAUAAUGUCAAAGAAGAAGAGGAAGAAGGAGGAAAGUGAGGAUGAUGCACAGAUAAGGAUAGUGAAGAAGGAACUGGAGGAGAAAGAUGAAGAUGAUAGUGAGGAAAACAAGAAGAAGAAGAAAAACAGAAAUAUAAAUGAUGAUGUGGAGAUAGAACAGACAAAGAAGAAGAAGACAAAAAUAAAUAAAAAUAACGAUGGUAAUGAUGACAGAGUGACAGAGAAUAAGGGAAAAGUAGUGAAGAAGGCCAAACAGACUGAGGCAAAGUUAGAGAAAGUGAAGAAAGGGAAGAUGGAGAAGGAAACAAAAAUGAUGAAGACAAAGAUAGAGAAGAUGGAUAAAAAACUGGUGCCGCUUCCUGAGAUAAGCAGUGUGGAAGAGGAGGAUGAGGAAGAGGAAGAAGUAGGAGAUUUCGAUGAAGAAGAGGAGGAGGAAGAGAUGGUAAUAGACAGCAAGGAAGAACUAGAUGAAGAGGAGGAAGAAGAGACUGACGAAGAAGGAGAUAUGGAAGACGAGGAAGAAGAAGAAGAGGAGGAGGAGGAGGAGGAGAAGGAGGAGGAAGGGGAAACGCACCAAGAAGAUGAAGGAAACGAGGAAGACAACAGCGAACCAAACACAAAACAAGAAAACGUAAACACAACAGUGGAACAGAAAGCCGAGGAACUGACAGAGGACAUUUACGGGCGAUUACGAGACAAAGACGGCAACAUAAUCACACGCAGGGAGACUGGAGACGCAGGAGAGACUAGCCGCUACGUUCCUCCAGCCCUGAGAAAGCUGUCGGCCCUUAACAGAAGCAAGGAGAAGAAGGAGCAGCUGGAGGCCCUGAAGCGAAACAUGAAGGGACUUUUGAAUCGUCUGGCAGAAACCAACAUGGGCGGCAUUGCUGGCGAGAUCGAGGGGAUGUAUUUAAAGCAUGCGAGGAAUGACGUGAGUGAGAUAAUGACGAGUUUGUUAGUGGAGGCGCUGGUGGGCCCUUCGCUGACGCCGGAGAGACUGGUGCAGGAGUUGGCGGUGUUGGUGGCGCUGCUAUCUGCAAAUGUUGGCAGUGAGGUCGGCGCACACAUCCUGAACGAAUUUGUGUUGAAGUGGAGUGACAAGAUGGCCACCCUGACUCCAGAUGCAGAGGGGGGCACCAAGGAGCUGGACAAUCUGGUGCUGUUCAUUGCCUACCUCUACUGCUUCAGGGUAGUAGAGGCAAGGCUUAUCUAUGACAUCCUGCACCGCCUGGCUCAAGGGUUCUCAGGCAAGGAGGUGGAGCUCAUUCUGCUAGUCCUGCGGAGUAUUGGCUUCAUCCUGCGGAAGGACGACCCUCUGGCGCUGAAGUCCCUCAUCACGGAGCUGCAGGGCAAGGCGGCGGAGGCUCGGACCACCACCACCACCACUUCCACUACCAGCACCAGCAGCAACGACACCCCUGGGCCGUCAGGAAGCAAAGGAGAGGCUGAAGGGACAGAGUACUCCCGCGUCACCUUCAUGCUGGAGACAAUACAAGCUGUCCGUAACAAUAACAUGUCCAAACUGCCCAACUACGACCCAGAGCACACCGACCACCUCCGCCAGGUCCUCCGAGGGCUGGUGCGGAGAGGCCAGCAGCCGGCGCACCUCAAUGUGACCCUGGAGGACAUGCUGAGGGCGAGGGAGUGUGGCCGCUGGUGGGUGGUAGGGUCAGCCUGGUCUGGCGGCCUGGUGGGUGAGAAAGGCCAGGCAGAUGCGAGGGUGAAGAGUAAAAAGAUGGACAUGAAUUUCAGCGACACAUUUAUGCGGAAAGCGACGAAACUCCAACUGCAGCGGCCACCACGUGUCAACAUUCUCUACGUGCUGACGGAAGGCUCGGAGGACUACCUGGAUGCGUUUGAGAAGCUCCUGCAGCUGAGCAUCCCACAGCAGCAGGAGCGGGAGAUGUUCAGCGUCAUCCUCCUGUGCUGCCAGAAAGGGAAGGCCUACAACCCUUUCUUCAGCCACCUGUCAGACCACAUGUGCAAGUUUGACAAGAAGUACUCGCGACUCCUCCAGUUUGCGCUGUGGGACAAGUUGGAGGAGGUGGAGGCCAUGAAGAUACGAGAGGUGAACAACCUUGCAAAGUUCCUGACACACUUGAUAGGGGAGAACAGCCUCAACCUCACCAUCUUCAAGAACAUUUCCUUCAUGGACGCCGAGAAGCAGACCAUCAGUUUAGUCCGCCAGACGCUAAUUGCCCUCCUUCUCCACCCAACCGGAACAGACGCUGUGGAGCGGAUUUUCUCGGUGCUCUCCGCUUCCCCCAAGCUGAAGGUGCUGCGGCAGAGUCUGAGAAUCUUCAUUCUCAAGUUUAUCAAGGGCAAGAGUAGCAGCGAGGACACCAACAUGACCAUGCUGUCCAGGAGGGUGGAGGCUGCCGUGGAGAUGCUCAGCAGAGGCAGCGGUGUUAGGCUCUAGUGUGUGUGUGUGUGUGUGUGUGUGUGUGUGUGUGUGUGUGUGUGUGUGUGUGUGUGUGUGUGUGUGAUAACAGUGAAAUACAUAUAUAGUGUUUUCUUACCAAAUAGUGAAGAAAUCUAUUAAGAGAGAGAGAGAGAGAGAGAGAGAGAGAGAGAGAGAGAGAGAGAGAGAGAGAGAGAGAUAAGGUACCAGUGACACAUGUUUUUUUCUAAUUAAAUAAUGAUGUAAUUCAGUGCAUGUUUUUUUUUUUUUUCUAUUUUAUCUUUACGUAUAUUUGUGUUCCUGCUAAUUUUAGGUGGUAGUAAUAAUAAGAAUAACUGUGUGUAUUUUCCUUAUCUUAUGUAUGUAUUUUGUGUUCCUCUCCUGGGGCCAUUAAUACUUGUACAGAAAGGAAGAGUGUAUUUGUAUGUAUGUAUGUAUGUAUGUGAUAGGAGCCUAAUGUACAAUGCAAAACCAGUAUAUGAUGUGUUUUCUGUUCAUGUGUAUAGUGGAAGUGAUUGAGGUGCCCUGUAUGAUGGAGGACAGAAUAAUACAGUGCUAUACAACCAGUGACUCGCCCAUGAUGUAUACAUAGAAGUCAGCUAGUAUGUAUAUAUAGUUUAUCAGUAUUGCCUCUAGUUCAGUAUAUACAAAUAGGGUGAGUUUUUUAUGUAUUUUUAAUUCUGGUUUAUUUUUUUCUGGUCUUGUAUAUUCAUUUCACAUUUUUCAGUUUUAAUUUUAUGUAUAUUUUUAUUUUAUAGUUUUAAUUACUUUUUUUUUAGUUUGUGGUAGCCUUGCCUAUUUUUUUUCUAUUUCUCAUUUUCUUCUGCAGCUUUCCAAUGUCUAAGUUUUUGUCUGCUUCCUUUAUUGUAAUUUUAAUUUUUGUUUUAUUAUUUUGUUCAUAUCUUAUUUUCUUCCAGUUUUCCAAUUUUUAAUUAAUUUUUUACUUUAUAGUAGUUUUCUUUAUUUACUUAUUUUUUUUUAAGUCUAUGUCAUUUUCUUUUUCAGUUUUGUAAUGCAGAUAUUAAUGUGUUCCUUUUUUAUUAUAACUAUUGUGUAUUUCUCCACUUUUGUGUUCUUUCCAAAGUGAAUAUUAUUUUCCAUGGUGUUCACUGUACAUAUUAAGUAAUUUCUCCCUGUGUUUUGUAAAUGUAGCAUUGUGUUCUAUUGAGAGUGAAAGACAGAAGAUACCCUGACAUGUUCCAGGUUUGUGUGUUAAGGAAGGGAGGAAUUAAGAAAGAAGGUUCAGUGUGUGUGUGGAUUGUGAGGCACAGCAAAAAAAAAAAAAAAAAAAAAAUUGUUCCUUGUAUAAGAAAGGGGAAAAAAAUGAAAAGUAUAUUUCUGAGUUUGUAAUAAGAAUUGUAUAUUGUAAUGUUGCAGUGUGCCGAAUGUCCAGAGAAAGAUUGUGUUUGGUGUAGGAAAGUAAAGGAAAAUAAUUAAAAAGGUGUUUCUGAGUUUAAGAAAGAUGUUUGUAAGGAAUGUGGCUGAGAAAGUCAUGUUUUGUAGUAUUGGAAAGUGAGGAAAGUCCAGAAAAAAUAUUGUGUUUAGUGAAGGAAGUAAAGGAAAACAAUUAAAAAGGUGAUGUUAUUGAGUUUGCAGAUAGUUCAUGUGUUGUAGUGUUGCAGUGUGUGGACAUGGAGAUUGUAUUGCAAGUGUUUUGCAAAAUGUGGAUAAGAAAGUUACAUUAGUGUUUUGAAAAUGUCGAUAAAGUUGUACUUGUUUUGCAGAGUGGAUUGGAAGUUUGCAUUGCUGAUAAGUUUUGCAAAAUGUGGAUUGAAAAAUUGAAUUAGUGUUUUGCAAAGUGUGGAGUUACUUGUGGAAUGUGAAUAAGAAAGUCACAUUGUUAGUUUAUGGCAAAAUAAGGGAAAGACUGUAUUGCUAGUGAGUAUGGAAAAAUAAAGGAAAGUUUUUUUUUUUUUUUUUUUUUUUUUUUUUUUUUUUUUUUUUUUUUUUUUUAAGGAGGGACUGGCCAAGGGCAACAAUAAAUCAAAAUAUGAAAAAAGCCCACUUAGAUGCCAGUCUCAGAAAAGUGUCCAAAGCAGUUGUCACAAAUUGAAACAUCCCCCUAGAAGGAAUUCAAGUCAUAGGAAGGUGGAAAUACAGAAGCAGGCAGGGAGUUUACCAGAGAAAGGGAUGAAUGAUUGAGAAUACUGGGUAACUUGCAUUAGAAAGGUGGACAGAAUAGGGGUGAGAGAGAAGAGUGGUAUGAGUGGAUCCCUCCCAGACAUGUGAAGCAUACUCCAUAUAUGGACAGAUAAGGUACAACGUUAGCAGCUGGGGGGGGGGUGAGAAAAACUGGCGGAGACGUCUCAGAAUGCCUAACUUCAUAGAAGCUGUUUUAGCUAGAGAUGAGAUGUGAAGUUUCCAGUUCAGGUUAUAAGUAAAGGACAGACCAAGGAUGUUCAUUGUAGAAGAGGGGGGCAGUUGGGUAUCAUUGAAGAAGAGGGGAUAGUUGUCUGAAGGUUGUGUCAAGUUGAUAGAUGGAGGAAUUGAGUUUUUGAGGCAUUGAACAAUACCAAGUUUGCUCUGCCCCAAUCAGAAAUUUUAGAAAGAUCAGAAGUAUUGCUAGUGUAUGAUAAAGGGAAAGAUUGCAUUGCUAGUGUGUAUGGAAAAAUAAGGGAAAAAAGAUUGUAUUGCUAGCGUUUUGCAAGAUGUGAUAGGAAGGCUGUACUGGAGUGAGAAUCAGGAGGAGGAAGGUUGUACUAUGAGAGUCAGGUAUUGUGUCCAGAAGGGAGACUGAAAUUGUGUCCGUGUAAAAAGAGAUGUGUUGUCUGUCAAGAAGGCAACGGUCAAAUCUAUUAAAUUUUUGAACACACUUCUCUUGAGCUUUUCAACAGUAGGCAGUGUGUUAGUCCAGAUAUUCAUGUACAGUAUUACUGAAUAAAGGUUUCUUUUGUA